AUGAGCUCUAAUUCUCAAAAAUUAUAAAAGCAAAAUAGCUAAUCUGAUAAUGAAAUCGAUGCUCAUGAGAACAAGGCCAUAAAGUAGGACUGUGUGUAGAUUUAAGCUAAGUAUUUCUAUAUUAAAUUUGAUACAGAUCAAAAAAUAUACAAAAGAGACUUCCAGAAUAAAUUAGAGCAAAAUAAGUUCAAAUUGAUUAGAUUUCUCAAUUCAAAUUUGAUAGUUCAUUGUAUUAUAAGAUGAAUUUAAGAGAAUAGACCAUUUACGAUUUUGAUUUUCUAAAAAUAGAUAAAGAUCUAUUGUCUAAUUAGAAUUAAAUUCUAGUAUAUAUUGUGAAUUAUUAUAGAUUGAGGAUAAGAAAUCUAAAAAAAAGUUUCUUAUAAAACCAAUCCAAACUGAAAGUGAAAUAAUUCAAGUAAAUAGAUAAAAUAUAUUUAGAAAUUAUUUUAAUUAAAUUCUAAAUUUAUUUUAACACCUCAAAACAUUUUCAGUCAUCAUGUCCAGACACAAAAAAUUGAUUACCUCGCAAAGGAAAUAAGUAAUUGAUUUAAGUUGAAUCAAGAAAUAAUUCAUUUAAAGUUUCAACUACUUUUGUUUUAAUAUUGCAGCAAAUCGAUUCUACAUUUUUCUCAUGAAUUGUCAAAUGCAAAACUCAAAAUAAUACUUGGUGAUUUAUUAUAAGGAUUGAUGUCAGCAAAGGAGAAUUAACUUGUAUUAAAUGAAAUAACUUUGGAUUCCAUAUUGUACUGCGAGGACAAUAAAAAUUUCAAGCUCAAUGAUUACACCAAUGCAACAAUUGGUGAUAACCAAAGUAAUGUAACCGAUUUAGGAAUGUGUUUCGCUCAACUCAUCCAAUAAAAGAAUUCAAGGCGGAGAUAUUAAAAAUUAUAAAUAAAUUUAAAUGAAUGGAAAUUAAAUAAUAAAGAUGAUCCAUUUGCAAGUAUUACCUUACAAAUGAUCAUGAAUGAAAAAUCACUUGAUGAAAUCAAUUAUUAAUUGUAAUAGAUAGAUUGUUGA
This is a messenger RNA of Paramecium octaurelia, 1017 nucleotides long. Lineage: Eukaryota; Ciliophora; Oligohymenophorea; Peniculida; Parameciidae. The record is from the annotation of a GenBank genome assembly.